AUGAUAUCUCAGCAUAGGAAGUUAGUUUAUGGUGGAAAUUUGUUUCAUGUUCGUUGUUGUGCACACAUCUUGAACUUGCUGGUUCAAGAUGGACUUGGGAGGAUUAUAGGCAUUAUUGAAAAUGUGCGUGAAAGUGUAAAGUUCAUCAACCAAUCUGAGGCAAGAUUGCGCAUGUUCACUGAAAUUGCUCAAAAUUUGCAACUUGGUGGGAGGAAAUUAAUUCUUGACUGUCCUACUCGUUGGAAUUCAACAUAUGAAAUGCUUUCAAUAGCAUUGCAAUUCAAAGAAGUAUUUCCACGAUUCCAAGACAGAGAACCUACUUAUAAGUGGCUUCCAGAGCCAUAUGAAUGGGAAAAGGUUGAGAAAGUUACUAUGUUGCUAGAAGUGUUUAAUGUGGCCACACAUGUUAUUUCGGGAAGUGAAUAUCCAACUGCCAAUCUAUACCUUACAGAGGUAUUUAGGAUUAAGCAUGUCCUAGACAAAGCAAUUAAGGAUAAUUGUCUUUUCAUGCAAGACAUGGCUUGGACAAUGAAAGCUAAAUUUGACAAAUAUUGGAGUGAGUGCAACAUGGUUAUGGCACUUGCUAAUAUUUUGGACCCUAGGUGCAAGAUGAUGGGUGUUAGAAUGUGCUUCCCAAUGAUCUAUCCAAAAGAUGAAGCUGAAGAAAAUAUAAAAAAGGUACAAAAAGCCCUUAAUGAUAUGUAUGCAGAAUAUGUUAUUUUUUUAAGUGAGGAUGCAGAAAGAGAACAAUCUACAAAUAUUAAUGAGAGUCAUAGUACUAUGACCUCAAUAUCUUCAAGCUCUACAGGGUGGUCAUUGUUGAUGGAUUUUGUAAAACAAACAGAGGUAGUUCCUCCUAUAAAAUCUGAAGUGGAAGUUUAUUUAGAUGAGCAUGUAUACAUUCCAAACAAUAGUUUACAUACUACCUUUUGUGCUUUAGAUUGGUGGAAGGUGAAUAGUUCAAAAUUUCGAGUGUUAUCUAGAAUGGCUGCAGAUGUUCUUGCUAUUCCAAUAUCAACAGUAGCUUCAGAAUCCACCUUUAGUGCUGGUGGAAGAAUCAUUGAUUCAUUUCGGGCUUCUUUGAAUCCAGAUACAGUUGAAGCCUUAAUUUGUGGAGGAGAUUGGCUUCGGGUUCUAUAUGGUAUUAGGAACAAACCUAAGGUAUUUUAA
Molecule: messenger RNA, 1170 nt
Organism: Diospyros lotus (date-plum)
Lineage: Eukaryota; Viridiplantae; Streptophyta; Magnoliopsida; Ericales; Ebenaceae
Product: zinc finger BED domain-containing protein RICESLEEPER 2-like
Exons: 1
Coding region: 1-1170 (389 amino acids)
Molecular function (GO): protein dimerization activity; DNA binding
Source: RefSeq, a predicted model, not a curated record